This is a messenger RNA of Silurus meridionalis, 2186 nucleotides long. RefSeq lists its product as uncharacterized. The transcript has 4 exons. The record is from RefSeq and is a predicted model, not a curated record. Lineage: Eukaryota; Metazoa; Chordata; Actinopteri; Siluriformes; Siluridae. The coding region runs from base 22 to 660 and encodes 212 amino acids.
UCACAGGGCACAGAUCAGUUGAUGAUUGCUAAUCAGUCCAAGUGUGGAGUGAUGCAUCACCAAAACCAGCAUUGUUCUCUCUCAGACAGACGGCGUAUCUACUGUCAGAGUUUGAGGAGACACCAUGGCGGAUUUGAGUAUGAUUCAUGUAGGCAGGACCAAGAAGAGGACAGCAGUGUCCCUGCAACGCCAGAAUGUCAGACUGCAUGUUAUUACACAGGUGACAGUGAGCUCACUCAUGUAUACGUUCAAAACGACACAAAUUCCUGCUUGAGUGAUUCUGAAAGUGAUUUUGGAGAUGUCCACGAUGUCCAGAUGGAUUCAUGUCUCCAUACCUGUAACGGUUCAGAACACAAUCUUGAAGUUUCUCAUCUUCAAACCAGUGAAGGAAUGAAUGAUGAACCAGAACAAACUGAAGAGAAUUUAUGCCUGUGCAGGGAUGUACAUUCGGGAUGGAAUAGCAACCACUGGCCAUCUUUACCUCCUCCAUGUUGUAAUGCGAGAAACGCCGUGGUGGUGGGUGUUGAAGUGGAUGUUCUAGAAGAGGUGGUUUACGAGGACACGGAAAUUGUUCAAACACAAACUAUGUUUGAUGGAUGCCUGGAGGACCAUAUGAUGGACUCUGACUCAUGUUAUUGUGACCAGUUGUUUUUCAUGUGAAUAACAAAUGACAUCAUUAUCCCUUCCAUUAUGACCAUGUAACUACAUUAUUAUGAUUAAUAAUGACUGGUUCAUUCUUGUCACCCAAGUAUGCAAAUUAUUUAGAAAAAAAGUGCUGUAUAAGUAAUUUUUUGUCAUUUGGAGUGCUAACUGUUUUUCUGUUUGUUUGUAUUUAGUUAUAAGAAAAGUGACUGAUAUAACAUUUCAACACCUGAUGUAAAUGUACGUAAAGUGUCUUCUGGCGAAUGAUAAACACUUUAUUGAGUGUAAAAGUGGGACAUUUAUUCGGUCUGAGAUGCGAUCAGUAAAACAACAGAAAUAAUAAUAAUAGUGUAAAUAAAUUGAUAAAAAAAAUAAAUCACGUUAGCUAUUUUAAUUGAAAUUACAGGCUCUGUAUAUUAAAUAUAUUUUACCUGUCAUUAAUGUUUUUUUGAUACUUCAAUUUCAAGAACUACCAGAAAGCCACUCAAAUUUUCUUUUAAUCCUAAAAUCCGACCGAUAAGGUAAAUUGUCAUUUCGUGUAAAAUUUCUAACAUUUAAAAUGAAUAAAUAUAUAUAAUUAUAACAGGGCUGUUUAAGAAGGAAAGCCUCGUUUGGACGUCUCUGGUCGCUAUAUCAGAGGCUAAUCAAUGCUAAGUGUAGUUACAGUGUAAUAUUAACCCUACGGAGGCUUUUCCUGGUUGUUUAUUGACAUAUCUGAGGUAAAUUUUAAUAUUGCGGAUGCUUCAAUCUUGUAUCCAUUUUGUUUCUUGACUCUUUUCCUCAACUUUGUCCACUGUAAAUGCUACACAGUUACAUGUGGGCUAACUUGAGGUAAAGAGGUUAUACAUUUUUAAUUUAUAGGUUUAUAAUUAACAGCAGUGACUGUGACAAGGAAAAACUCAGUGAGAUGGUAUGUGAAAUGUCCUUUCAUUACACUCCCAUCAUGUUGAGAUGUACUGUUCAGUGAUAGGGACUUAAAUGCAGAACUUAUCAUGCAAACUAAGCCAUUAUAGCAGACUGCUGAUAUUAAUUUCAGCUCAAAUCCAUCCAAAGUUCUUAAGUUGCUCAGUAACAUCAUGAUUCUUUAGGCUGUUCAUACAAAACAUUCCCCAGCCUCAUAGAGUGUCUUUAUUUGGUGAGGUAGGGCAUCAGGAUGGACAUGUGGAUCUGGAAAGACAGGUCAAAAGACCGGUCACUGAUACUUCAGGAGCAUAUUUAACUCGACAGAGAGAGAAAGAGAAAAGGGGUGACAGGGAGAAGCAAGUAUCCUUGUAUGAUAUCAAUGUUUUCAGGAAGCAUGGUUCUACAUAGAUGUUGAACGUUUAUCAGACAUUUAGCUUCUGUUUUUUUUUUUUUGUUGAAAGGGGAAAUGGAGUAUCUGAAACAGUAAGAGGAAUCAAAAAACAUACAAAUGUGGUAUUAGAAUGUAUUAUAUGAUUGACAUUUUUAUUUGCAAUACCACUUUUAUGUUUUUGUUUUAUGUUUUUUUAUAUUUAAUGAAAAAUACCAAAAUAUGUGCAAUCUCACUUUUUAUUUUGUAAUUU